Molecule: messenger RNA, 686 nt
Organism: Prorocentrum cordatum
Lineage: Eukaryota; Dinophyceae; Prorocentrales; Prorocentraceae
Source: the annotation of a GenBank genome assembly
AGACAUGAUGCGGCUCCAGAGCGAUGUGCAAGCCAUCCAAUCCCACACCUCGGAGCUUACCAUUCGGUUGGAAGGGAUGGAGGCCACGGUGGCGGACGCCAGCAUCGCGCAUGCCCGUGACCUAGCCUUCAUCCUCGGAACGGUUCGUAGGCUCGAGCGGGGCCAGCAGGACCACGUUGCCAAGUUCGAGUGGGCAGAGGCGAAGAUCGAUGGCCUUUGCGACGCCGUUUUGCCUAACGAGGAGGUGGACCGGGUGUCCGCCAGUCCAAGCUGCAGCGGCCUCUCGGUCCACUGCGGCUGGCGCGGCGGAGGACCCAGCCGCCGCGUGGGCGGCGCCCGUGCUCGCCGGCCUGGGCCUGGGACCGGGGGGCUUCCCGCUCAUCGGCCAGGGCGGAGGCGGCCCGCCGCGCCGAGCCGAAGCAGCAAUCGCGGCCGCGCGCACGCCGGUGGCCUACCCCAUCUUCACCUUCCGCUGGCUCGCGGUCCACAUGCUCGCGGUGCCCACCGUCUUCUUCCUUGGCGCGAUCAGCUCGAUGCAGUUCAUCCAGCGCUGAGCGCCGCGGCCGCGCUGCCUGGCUUGAGGGGGGGGGGGGGCUCUCGCGGUGGUUCGGGCGGCGGCGGUCUCCCGCCAGGCUUCUGCCAGGCGCCCUCCCGGCACUCCCCUCCCUCGAGGCUCCCCCGACUUG